AUGGUGUGGAGGAACCUGCGAUCUUUUCCACAGUCCUGUUCAAUAUUGGGAAGAAAAAUUGCCACUCAGUACAACAGCUUUACUAGUAAAUCACUAAAAGAACACAUUGUCCCUCCUCUGAUGAACAUGCUAGUUUUUGUAGAUUUUUUUAAAGCACCAUUUCUUGUGGAUUUAAAGACACCGGAGCUGACGAUGCCUCACACAGUGAACUUUUACAUCAGAUGUGAACCUAGGGUGAUUCUGGGUAUCUGGCACACUGUUCCCAGCUGCCGAGAGGAAGAUGCUAAGGGGAAGGACCGUUGCUGGUAUGAAGCUGCCCUACGUGAUGGCAAUCCAAUUAUUGUGUAUCUUCACGGCAGUGCUGAACAUAGGGCAGCUCCUCACAGACUUAAGCUAGUAAAGGUGCUGAGUGAUGGUGGUUUUCACGUCUUGUCUGUUGACUACAGAGGGUUCGGUGACUCUACAGGUAGACCCACAGAAAGGGGUCUGACUACAGAUGCUGUCUGCGUCUAUGAGUGGACCAAGGCAAGAAGUGGUACCACACCCGUGUGUCUCUGGGGCCAUUCUCUGGGUACAGGAGUUGCUACAAAUGCUGCCAAAGUACUAGAAGAGAAAGGAUUUCCAGUGGAUGCUAUUGUCUUGGAAGCUCCAUUUACUAACAUGUGGGUUGAAACUAUCAAUUAUCCUUUGUUAAAGAUUUACCGGAAAAUUCCAGGAUUUUCACGCAUGAUUAAGGAUGCCCUGAAAGAUGACAACAUAGUCUUCCCUAAUGAUGAAAAUGUUAAAUUCUUGUCUUCUCCCCUUCUCAUCCUACACUGUGAGGAUGACAAGACGGUGCCUUUGGAGUUUGGAAAACAGGUCUAUGAAAUUGCACAUAAUGCCUACAGGCACAAAGAGAGAGUCAAGAUGGUGAUCUUUCCUCCUGGCUUCCAACACAACUUUCUUUGUAAAAGCCCUGCACUGUUACCAGCUGUGAGAGAUUUCCUGAGUAAGCAGUGGGCCUGA
Condylura cristata (star-nosed mole) is the source of this 1005-nucleotide messenger RNA. RefSeq names its product abhydrolase domain containing 12B (gene ABHD12B). Lineage: Eukaryota; Metazoa; Chordata; Mammalia; Eulipotyphla; Talpidae. Gene Ontology annotation, biological process: monoacylglycerol catabolic process; phosphatidylserine catabolic process. The coding region runs from base 1 to 1005 and encodes 334 amino acids. Gene Ontology annotation, cellular component: endoplasmic reticulum membrane. The record is from RefSeq and is a predicted model, not a curated record. The transcript has 13 exons. Gene Ontology annotation, molecular function: phosphatidylcholine lysophospholipase A1 activity; monoacylglycerol lipase activity.